Molecule: messenger RNA, 1161 nt
Organism: Salvia miltiorrhiza (redroot sage)
Lineage: Eukaryota; Viridiplantae; Streptophyta; Magnoliopsida; Lamiales; Lamiaceae
Exons: 3
Coding region: 1-1161 (386 amino acids)
Source: RefSeq, a predicted model, not a curated record
AUGCCGCACCCGGGUGCAAUGGAGGUGGAGCUAUGGAACGCUCCUGCUGCGAAGGUGGAGCGAAGGGGAUUGGCAAGUUCAUAUCGUUUCGAUCCACCACCAUCACGUCCGAGGAAGAAGCGGACAGUGGUUCGUCGUGACCGUGAAGGUGGAGCCGAGCGCCUCCAUCGCGAUUAUUUUUCUGUCGAUCCUGUUUAUGGGCCACAAUUCUUUCACCGUCGAUUUCGCAUGAGCCGAGAGUUGUUUCUACGCAUUGUUGAUCCUUACUUCCAACAACGUCCGGAUGCUAUUGGCCGCUUAAGCUUCUCCCCGAUCCAGAAGUGCACUGCCGCUGUUCGACAAUUGGCAUAUGGAACUGCUGCUGAUUGUUGUGACAAAUAUCUCCGUAUAGGAGAGACGACGGCGUUGGAAUGCUUGAAGAAAUUCUGCAAGGCCGUCGUUCGUAUCUUUGGCAGCACGUAUUUGAGGCGGCCAACAGCUGCCGAUGUGCAACGCAUCACUGCAAUGCACGAAGCCCGCCAUGGGUUCCCGGGAAUGUUGGGGAGCCUAGACUGCAUGCAUUGGGGAUGGAAGAAUUGCCCCGUGGCUUGGCACGGCGCCUACACUCGAGGGGAUCAAGGCGAGCCAACAAUUAUAUUAGAGGCUGUUGCUUCACAAGAUUUGUGGAUCUGGCAUGCAUUCUUUGGAGUCGCUGGGUCCAACGACAUCAACGUGCUCCACCAGUCCAUGCUAUUCAACGAUGUUUUAGCAGGGCAUGAAGCGGUUGUGCACUUUCUCGCCAACAAUUCUCACCACACUCGAGGAUACUACUUAACAUACGGCAUCUAUCCGGACUGGCCGGUGUUCGUGAAGAGCUUCCAGUUUCCGAACGAUGAGAAAAAGCGGAGGUUCAAGGUGAUGCAAGAAGCUGCAAGGAAGGAUGUGGAACGAGCUUUCGGUGUUCUUCAGGCUCGGUGGGGUGAAAAUGCAAGUAAUUUUGACGAUGACGGCGGCGAGGGAUCAAGUUUUCCUCCUCAAACACAAUUCAAUUCCGGAGCACCACCGGAGUUCGCCGCCUAUUUGGCACGGAAUGCAAGCUUGAAUGAUGCACGAUUGCAUGCUUGCCUCCGCGAUGAUUUGGUUGAGCAUCUAUGGGCACGCUUUGGUCCGGUUGACCCGUAG